UCUCUCUUUCUAAAAUAAAUCUUUUUUAAAAAAUCAUCUGAAAGAUAAUUUUUACAAGUGUUAGAGUUAUUGACAAAUCUGAAGAAACUUGCCAUUGAACAUAGACCUCAGGUUCUCCACAGGCAAGUUGAGUACUUUGAGUUGAGUUGUUCCGGGUGCGGAUGACUUGACCUGCGCACCCCUCAGGGUUGUGGUCUUCAUGAACUGAGGGGAGCACAGAUGGAGGGAGGCAUGUGAAAGCAGCUUCUGGAGAAGCCGUGAGAAUGGGGGUUCCACUUGUACGGAGGAAAUGGUCCAUUCGGCCAGUAGCAGCCUACUUGCGCAGGUCAAUCAGAACGUUUUGCAUGUAGAUCAUGAGAGCUGUGAGAGAUUUGUUUUUUUUGGUUUUUUUUUUUUAGGGAGCUAGGACCCUGAAGAAAGGCAAAUAGUGCUGGGCUCUCCAGGAUGGCUGGAGAGAGCUGAACCUGGGCAUUCAGCCUGGAGCCUGACGAAAUAUGCUAGUGUUUCCCGGGGUCAGAAUAGUGAUUAAGGUCGGACUCCAGGAUAACUUUGGAACUGAAAAGCCUGAUUAUUGGGUUAUGAUGAAUUCCUAAAAUCUGUACACCUGUUACGCUCAGGACUGAAGUUUGUAGCUGAUACUUCUUUCCUACUGGUCAAGUAGCUGUGCCCAGGUUGUGGGAGAAUAUGGUCCGUAUUGAGGAAAUACAGGUCAAGCUCAAAGGGGAGAGAUCGAGACCUCUGGGGCAGCGACGCAGAAACCCCUCGGCACUAAGCUGGCGAGCGUCCUGUGUGAGGGAAGGGCUGGUGCUGUUUCCUGGGGUUUGCAGUCUGCGUGAGUAGCUCGCCUCAGUGUUCCGAGGGCAUCGCAGGCAAAGUUUCCUGGUCCUGCAACAGGGCAGUGGUGUGGUAUUUCUUUAAAACAAAACAAAACUGCUUUUUAACAAAGUUGAGGAAAAUAGAGAAUACUGUUAUUCUUUAUCCAGAAAGCUCUCAAACUAGACCCUUUAAAAUCUUCAUGCUAAAAAAAAAAAAAAAUCUUCAUGCUGCUUUUCAGGAUACUAUUGGUUCACUGAUUAUUUUCUCUUCCCUUAUAAUAGAAUCACUUAGAACAUUUACUAAGAAAUCAAAUUUGUCUAAGUUACUGAAUUUAUACUCCUGGGGCAUGUGUACCCCAACAUGUUUAUGUGUACAUUUUAUGUAUAUUAUCUAUAAUUUAUACCAUAUACGUGUCAUUAUUUCUUUUAGGUAUUGUAAAUAUUAAUCCUUAUUUUGCAGAAAUAUUUUAACCCAACCCAACUCUUUCUGUUUGUUUUUUGUUUGUUUGUUUUUUGUUUUUUUUGAAGACAAAUUAAGGCAAAAUGGAAUUACUGGUUAAAGGUAGUGACAUCUCUAGGGAUCUCGAUACAUUUUUCUCAAACGCCUUCUGGAAUCCCACUUGUCUGCGUGCCUAAGAGCAGAGUAUCCGUACCUGUCUCACCAUACUUGCAAGAAUGAAUGCUAACUUACAGCAGCUUGAUCUACCUAAUAGUAAAGGAAGAUGUCUCAUUUUUAUUCACUUUCCUUUUACUGGUGUUGAAGGCGGAUAUGGUUUGUCAUGGUGUUUGACCCAUAAGCUUAAGAAAAUAGCUUUUUGGGGGAGCAAACCUAAGACAAAGCAACUAUGACCAUUCCCAGUUAACCCUGUAGCACUGAUAGCUUUGUUGCAUUGGUCCUCAGUCUUGUAGAGUCUGUUAAAGAACUUUUGUUUUCUUUUUUUAAGAAGGUGAGUGUUGAUUAUGGUCAUAGAGAGCCCGAGCGUGUGUGUAGGACUGACUCAGGGCCCUGCCGCUUAGUCUUGUGUAAGCCUGAAGAAGUCACCUCCUCCCUCCAGGCUUCAGGUCCCUUGACCAUAAGACGAGGCUGACAGCCCUCCCGGUAAUUCUCACGAUGACACCACGUACCAGGCUUGGAGAGGCUUCGGGGGAAAGGUAGCUACAGUACUUGUGAAAGCUGCCCCCAAACUGAUAGGAUAAAUCCUCCUCCACUGCUCUCCUGUUCCCCAAUAUGGUGAAAGAAAGCGCUACUUCCAGGGCCACUGAGCCUGAGCCACCACUCCAAGGUCACGACAAGACUUAGGCUUUCCUUCCAACCCUGUGGUUUCCUAUCUGCCUGCCUGUCGCUCUAGGGAUUAAUAAUGUAGAUGUUCAAAGCCCUUCUUUCACUGAGCAUUCAAUUUUUUGCAUAACGGAUUUUUGAGACUCAAAGUAUUUUUUGGAAGCAUUUAAAAAAUAAGUUUCAGAUUUUAGAUGCCAUGUGGUCUUCCACGCCGGGAUGUGCGUGGGCCACACCAGCCUGGCUGACCCCGCCGACCCCAGCGGGUGAUGUAGUAGGCCGCACGUCCCUACGUCGGCCCUGAACUGCUUUCUCUCCCACGUUCCUGGGCUUCCCAGCUGCCGGCCCAGGCCGGGCCCCAUUCCGCCAGCGGCUGAGCUGCAGAGCCAGGUUCCGAAAUGUCAGCCGUCCUGCGGGAGCUGCUCCGCGUCUCGGAGAAGGCUGCCAACAUCGCCCGGGCCUGCAGGCAGCAGGAGGCCCUCUUCCAGCUCCUGAUAGAAGAAAAGAAAGACGGAGAAAAGAACAAGAAGUUUGCCGUUGAUUUUAAGACGCUGGCUGAUGUCCUCGUACAGGAAGUCAUAAAACAGAACAUGGAGAACAAGUUUCCAGGUUUGGGAAAAAAAAUUUUGGGAGAAGAAUCAAAUGAGUUUACUAACGAAUUGGGGGAAAAGAUUAUCUUGAGGCUGUGUCCGACGGAGGAAGAGACAGUAGAGCUUCUUAGCAAGGUCCUUAAUGGGAACAAGCUGGCGUCUGAAGCACUAGCCAAGGUCGUUCAUCAGGAUGUCACCCUUACGGACCCAACUCUUGAUUCGGUAGAGAUCAACAUUCCUCAGGACAUUUUGGGAAUCUGGGUGGAUCCCAUUGAUUCCACUUAUCAGUAUAUAAAAGGUUCUACUGAUAUUAAAUCCAACGAAGGAAUCUUCCCCAGCGGGCUUCAGUGUGUCACCAUUUUAAUUGGUGUCUAUGACCUACACACAGGGGUCCCCCUAAUGGGAGUCAUCAACCAACCUUUCGUAUCACAAGACCUAACCACCCUCAGGUGGCGAGGACGCUGCUACUGGGGCCUUUCCUACCUGGGGACCAACGUUCACUCCCUGCAGCGCGCCGGGCCUGCGGGGAGCAGCGGGGAGCCCCGGGCGGCCGGAGGCGCGGGCCCCGAGGCAGGGCAGCCGCGCGGGCUCUCCGCCGUCAUCAGCACCAGCGAGGCGGCCACCGUGAAGGCCGCCGUGGGCCGCGUGUGCGGGGAGCGCGUGUUCCCCGCGGCCGGCGCGGGCUACAAGGGCCUGUGCGUGGUGCAGGGCCUGGCCGACGUCUACAUCUUCUCGGAGGACACCACCUUCAAGUGGGACUGCUGCGCGGCGCACGCCAUCCUGCGGGCCAUGGGCGGCGGCGUGGCGGACCUGCAGGGCUGCCUGCGGGCCGGGCCGGGCGCGGGCCUGGAGCCGCCGCAGCUGCGCUACCACGCGGCUAACCGGGGCGCUGCGGGCGCCGAGCGCUGGGCCAACAAGGGCGGGCUGCUGGCCUACCGCUCCAGGGAGCGGCUGGACGCCUUCCUCGGCCUGCUCAUCCCCAGCCUCGCGGCCGUGGGCACCCCCACCUAACGGGCUGCGACCCCCCACCCCGGGACCUAACGGGCCGCGACGCGCCCCCCGGGACUUAACGGGCCGCAACCCCUGCACCUAAUGGGCCAUGAACCCCCUGGGACGUAACAGGCCACAACCCACCCCCGGGACUUAAUGGGCCGCGACCCCCCUGGGACCUAAUGGGCCAUGACCCCCCCCCCCCGACUUAACGGGCUGCGACCCCCACACCUAACAGGCCAUGACCCCCCUGGGACCUAACGGGCCAUGACCCACCUCUGGGACUUAAUGGGCCACAACCCCCCUGGGACCUAAUGGGCCAUGAACCCCCUGGGACCGAACAGGCCACAACCCACCCCCGGGACUUAAUGGGCUGCGACCCCCUGGGACCUAGCGGGCCACGACCCCCUGGGACCUAACGGGCCACAACCCCCCUGCGACCUAACGGGCCACGACCCACCCCCGGGACUUAAUGGGCCGCGACCCCCCUGGGACCUAAUGGGCCAUGACCCCCCCCCGACUUAACGGGCCGUGACCCCCCCACCUAACAGGCCAUGACCCCCCUGGGACCUAACAGGCCAUGACCCCCCCCAGGGACUUAAUGGGCUGCGACCCCCUGGGACCUAAUGGGCCAUGACCCACCUCUGGGACUUAAUGGGCUGCGACCCCCUGGGACCUAGCGGGCCACGACCCCCCUGGGACCUAACGGGCCACGACCCCCCUGGGACCUAACGGGCCACGACCCACCCCCGGGACCUAACGGGCCGUGACCCCCGCACCUAACGGGCCACAACCUCCACACCUAACAGGCUGCUCCCCUCCCCGCACCUAGUGGGCCACGCUCCCCACCCCACGGCGACACCCACGGGCUGCUACACACCGGCCGGCUCGGCACUCGGCACUCGGCCCGCGGCCUGCAGCCCCGGCUGCUCACCCCGAGGCCUCCACGGGGACCUUGGGCCAGCUACUCAGAGACCUCCAUGAGCCAUCGAGCCAACACAGCCCUGCUCAGUGAUGCCCCUCCAAGGACGCGGCCCUGCUCCACGACGCCCCUCCAAGGAUGCAGUCCUGCUCGGUGGCAGCCUUCCAAGGACCUGUCCCUGCUCCGUGGUGCCCCUCCAAGGGCCCAGCCCUGCACCGCGGCCUCAGGUGGCCCGUACCCCUGCCGGGGUGCCAUGGCCAGUGUCCUCUGGGGCCGCGGGCCUCUCUGCCUGUGGUCUUCAGCAGCCCCGGUGAGGCCCGGGCUUUGCCGGGAGGGGUCCAAACCUCAGCCCUGGGGUCGCUCCGCCCGGCCCUCUGGGGGCAAGGGGCACUUCGGCAGCGUCUCCCAGGGGUCUGUAAGGACAGUCGAACCGACUACGCUUAAAACCACGACUGUGCUUGGUGAUUGGCUGCUGGCACCCGAGCUCCAUAUUCUUACCACUUACGUUGUCUUAAAGGUGGAUUUAAAGAAAACUGAAUUCAUUCUUCACACAUCACGUUAAAAACAAAAGCCCAGAAAUGGGUCCUGCUCUCUGAUAUGUGCCAGAACGGAGAGAACUAGAAUACGGUUUAAGAGGGAGGCCAGGAGGCUCAGUGGUGGAGCGUCUGCCUUGGGCUCAGGGCGUGAUCCCAAGGCCCUGGGUCGAGUCCCCAUCGGGGUCCCCGCAGGGAGCCUGCUUCUCCCUCUGGCGGGGUCUCUGCCUCUCUCUGUUUCUGUGUCUCAUGAAUAAAUAAAUAAAAUCUUUAAAAAUAAAAAGAAUAUGGUUUAAGAAAAAGCAUUUAUUGUCAACAUGAACAUUUUCAGAGCAUGUAAAUUAUCAAUAAAAUGCAGUGAAAACAGUCCUCUUCAAUGUGAUCCAAACAAGCAGUUUAUCAAUGUAUGAGAGAAGAAAAGCUACGAUAGGAAGUCAUGUCCAUUCUGGUAACAUCUGCCAUACACACUCCUCGCCAGCCUGCAGGAAAGCUGAGGCACUUCCUUAAGCAUGUGUCUAAGGACAGGCCUGCACUUUGUCUUGCACAAACUACACCCAUGGGAGAAUGACCUUACUGAUUUCUUUAGAAGAAAAAAACUUAAAAAUACUUGCAAAGCAAUCUGAGGACAUAUUCUGAAUUUUAAACCUUUCCCUCUGUUUUUUUAACGAUUGUCUCAUACACUAUUUUUUUUUAAGACUCACCUUUAUGAGGACACCUGGCUGGCUUGGUCGGUGGGGGAUGUGACUCUUGAUCUUGAGGUUGUAAGUUUGAGCCCCACGCCAAGUCUAGAGAUGACUUGAAAAAAAGUCUUCAAAAAAGAAAAGACUCCUCUUUAGGAACCCUUUCCAAAGCCUUUAAUUCUUUGUUUUCAAAAUCACAUUCCAUCAUUUUGUGUGUAACUAAUCUAUUUCAAUUACGAUCAGAAUAUACAGUUUUGGAAAGGCGUCCACAAGACUUGGCAAACAUACAACUGCCCUGACAGGGAUGGGAUAGAGGGGGUGGGGGUAGUGAUAGAGGGGAUGUGCCAGAGUAGCCCGUUGGCCGUGAGGGUCGGUGUCUGAUGCAUGAGCCAGCAUGUUUUACAGGAGACGGGGGAGAGCUCAAUCUGCCAGCCCUGGAUGGAGGGUGGUAAAAAGCUUCCACUGCACAGCAGUGAGAGCAAUCUCUGGGAAGCCAAGUUGCUUUUCCUCCACUAUAGCAUCGUUUCGAUAGUGGGGCCAGACUGAGAGAGCUCCCAGCAGCUGGAAUCUGAGGGAACCUGGCCACCUCUCUCUACAGUGAAAGCUAAGCCCUUUCAACUGGGUUUGGGGAUCAGUACUGGAGAUUCAGUGCUGUGUAGAUGCGUCUGCCUCGAGCCAAGUAUCUCAGCGAGCACAGAGUUCCAUGCCAGGCUGGCCUACCAACCUCAGCCCUUCCAAUGAGCCCAGCUAUGUCCGUGGAGCCUUCAGUGUGCUAGGACAGCUUGCUGCAGGGGCAAGCUCAUCAUGCAGUUAGACUGAUAUACCAAGUCCUAGAGCAGAGAAGUAGGCAAAAUAAUGACAAGCCAGAGAGAGGUAAUGUAUUCUUAACCUUGGGAUAUAAGAAGAGUUCCAUUACAGUGAGAAAUUGGUAGCUUUGAUGUUAUUUCUCCCCCAGGAUAAAUAUUUCUAUCAAUUUGUCAUACUAAUCUAUCACAAGCAAGGUCCUACAUGUGAGAAGUUGUUUUUCAAAAAUAAAUUCUAAUAGAUUAUAAUUUCAUUAUCCAGAUUAUUUUGAGAAUCAUAAUCUAUCGGUAAUCUAGGCUUACAAUUCCCAAAUGAUAUCUGCUAGCCUCGGGUGGCUAUUGAGCCUGUGAAAUGUGUCUAUUCUGAAUGGAGAUGUGUUAUCCAUGGAAAUGAAAAAAAGGUAAAAUAUUCACAAUUUGUAAUAGACCUCUCUAUAAUACAAUUUUUUAAAAAAGAUUUUAUUUAUUCACAAGAGUCACAGGCAGAGGGAGAAGCAGGCUCCUUGCGAGGAGCCCGAUGUGGGACUUGAUCCCGGACCCUGGGGUCACAACCUGAGCUGAGGGCAGACUUUCAACUGCUGAGCCGCCCAGGUGUCCCUAUAACACAAUUUUUCCAAUGGGACAAUACUUUUAAAUUUGAGAACAAAAUACCUUAACUUGCAACUUAAGGAAUAUUAUAACAAAGGGAUAGUUCAGUAAGGCAUUUAGGUCACUAUUAAAAGCAAUUAGUAAAUAUUUAAUAAUGAUGGUUUUAUUUUCAAGGUCCUAUCUGUAAGUUACUCAUUUACAUUUUAUUGUUUUAUUUCUCACAUCUAUAUUGUAACAACUGAUUUAUCCCUUCUUUCAUGCAAUCAUAUGCUACUGUAUCUUCAAUAACUGAUUUGAAUUCCAUUAAAAAUAACAUGUCUAGGGCA
Molecule: messenger RNA, 7523 nt
Organism: Canis lupus familiaris (dog)
Lineage: Eukaryota; Metazoa; Chordata; Mammalia; Carnivora; Canidae
Gene: INPP1
Product: inositol polyphosphate-1-phosphatase
Exons: 5
Coding region: 2490-3692 (400 amino acids)
Biological process (GO): phosphatidylinositol phosphate biosynthetic process
Molecular function (GO): inositol-1,4-bisphosphate 1-phosphatase activity
Source: RefSeq, a predicted model, not a curated record